Culex pipiens pallens (northern house mosquito) is the source of this 1395-nucleotide messenger RNA. Its product is annotated as pancreatic lipase-related protein 2. Lineage: Eukaryota; Metazoa; Arthropoda; Insecta; Diptera; Culicidae. The transcript has 4 exons. Gene Ontology annotation, biological process: lipid metabolic process. Bases 183 to 1253 code for a protein of 356 amino acids. The record is from RefSeq and is a predicted model, not a curated record. Gene Ontology annotation, molecular function: lipase activity.
AGCGCGCUUACUUGAAUGACAGUCAUCAUUCUAACUCCCUGUUUGCCGCGGGUUCUAUAUCGGACCGAAAAUUUGGUCAACCAAUUCGUAUCGACCUUCGUGGGUCGGCAAAACAGUUUUUCAGCUCGAUCCGCUCAGUGAGUUUAGUGUUUUCAGCCGCGUAACGUGCGAGAAUCUGUAGCAUGUUCGAGUUCUUGAUUCCGUUCGUUUGUCACCACGUACUGCUGAAGAACUUGUUUCAAAUGAAAUGUGACAUGGACCAGCUGCGGAUGAUCGAUCCCAAUUAUGGCGUAACGUGGAUGUUUCUACCGGACGAUCAGGGUAAUCCACACAUUGUGGAUCUGACGAUGCCGAACGAUACCAACUCGCAGGAACGGGCGGGAUCGAACUGCAACAGGGACGUGACGUUUUACUUUUACCGACAAGAAACAAAGAAUAAUCCGACGGCGUUCAAGUUUAUCAACGAUCCGGCGGUUCCGCUGAACGUGAGCGAUUGUUUUGAUCCAAGUCUGCCAACCAAGUUUGUGAUCCACGGAUGGCGAAACUCGAUCAACAGUGCCGUUUGUCAGCAGGUCAAGAAUGCGUACUUGAAGCGUCAGGAUGUGAACGUCUUCGUUGUGGACUGGAGUCCUCUGGCUUCGGAUACCUUCUACUUCCGGUCGGCGUCAGCUACGCGGGACGUAGGUCGUCACGUCGGAGGACUGAUCGAUCGCUUGGUGGCGGAACGUGACUUGGACCUGAACUCGGUACACAUCAUCGGUCACAGUUUGGGUGCUCACACUUCCGGAUUCGCGGGAAGUUCCGUUCGUUCGGGGAAGGUCGCGCGCAUUUCUGGACUUGAUCCAGCUCUACCAGGUUUCACAGAUUCCGCACCGGAUUCGCGACUGGAUCCAAGCGACGCGCGGUUCGUCGAUGUGAUUCAUACCUGCGCAGGGAUGUUGGGCAGUGACGCGAAACUGGGGCACGUGGACUUUUGGCCUAACGGUGGUCGUGCCAAUCAACCUGGGUGUGGCGGAAUGAACGACUUUACCGGGGCGUGCAGUCACGGUAGAUCGUACGAGUACUACUCGGAGUCGGUGAACGCACCCGGAAACUUUAUGGCCUAUCCCUGUGGGAACGAGAACACGUACAAGAACAAGCAGUGUCGAACGGCACCGGUUCCGAUGGGGGACGGAACACCGGUAGAAUCGCGCGGGAACCACUAUCUCGAGACGAAUCCGGAACCACGGUUUGGACGAGGUUUGGAACGGUGAUAAGUAUUGAAAGAACUUCAAUUUGUUGAAUAAAUAAAUAUAAUUCGAUCUGGGAUAAACAUAAAGUUCAAUUAUAUAGUUUUUUAGGAAUAUGAGUAAAAUCGAUCAGUAUUUGGCUCCAAUAAAAUAUUUAAAAACUUUU